AUGGAAAGGUUCCUCUCCCGCCGUGCCACCAAGCUUUACAAGUCGCCCAAGAGCAUGCUGGUGCAGUAUCUAGCGAUCGAGAGUCCUGGUUUCAGGCGUCCGCCCAUUCCGUACCUGCCCACAGACUGGCUCUGGACAUGGUCCCAGAACGUCGACGACGCCUUCUACGAGGGUCUCAAAUGGCUCUCGGUCGCGACUCGCAAGACCCACCCCACUCUCGAGCGGCUGGCCGAGCAGAUUCUCCAGCAAGGCCUUCGGGAAGCUCUUCCAGAGCGCUCCCAGCAGAUUUACCAUCCGGCCGAUCGAGGCAAGUUCGUCGUUUCGGGCGAGGAGGACCACUUGGCCCUCAUGGCCAGAGCCGCCGGUGUGAGCGUCGCUAUCGCCCAGCCUCUUGGGCCAUCGACCAACCCCCAGGGACUCUCCCUUCCGCCGGAGGACCGCCCUGCCGCUGACAUUGCCUUCCGCUGGCUUGCAGCCAGUGACCAAGAGCUCGCGCCGCCCGUUCACCUGGGCAGAUGGGCAGACAACUGGUACCACCUGGUACCAAAGAAGAAGAAGAUGCUUGCCUGGAUGGACUCGGAGGGCGUUGAUUGGAAGCUUGCCCACGCUCUUCUCGUCAAGAAGGGCUUCCGCCUCGACGAAAGAGGUUUCAUCACCACGUGCGCCUACGUCCGCCAAGUCAUGCGGAUGGGCAUGAAGAUAACUGACAUUGAUGGAGCGGUCAUGGAGAUGGCAGCCGCAGCGAAGAAAGGCCUCAAUCCGCUCAAGGCUCCCAAGGAAUGCAAGCUUACCCCCAACCCCAAUGCAGUGCUGAGCCUGGAAUGGCUUGAUUACGCCUUCCAGCUCAACGAAAUAGUCAGGCUGACGAAGGAAGACUUUGAGGAUGAGGAGGAAGCACGCAUUGUUGCUGGCCACAUUCAGCAUCUUCGAAGGGAGGUCAACAAGGAGAUCUCAGCAGCAGCCAUAAGAUUCCAAAAGCUCUGCAUCACGGAUGAGGAGGCCGCCGCCAUCGUCAAACAGUUGGCGAAUGAAAGGGCCGAAGCGGAGCAAAAGCUCCACACCCAUUCGUACACGCCGAAGCCGGUAAACCUGAAGGCCAAGGAGAUCAAACACACCCCGAGGACCCUGCGCAAGAAGAUGGGGUUUGAAAGAACCCAAGAAACCUUCACCUCCAGCGCCAAGGCAUCGGCAAGGAUGGCCAUGGCCUAUGACCUCGUGGAUCCAGAUGACAUCUCGUCGGACUCAAGCGACGAGGAAGAGGACGAUGAAAGCUGGCACUUUCUGAAGGACGACCUUGAGCGCCGUCAAGAUUGGAUGUUGCAGGAGGACGCGAUGCAAUACCAGAACGACGACGACUGGGUUGACCAAACGACGGAGCAGAACCUUGCCGCUUACGUAUAA
Messenger RNA from Lasiodiplodia theobromae, 1401 nucleotides. Its product is annotated as Pre-mRNA-splicing factor rse1. The record is from RefSeq and is a predicted model, not a curated record. NCBI's taxonomy places the organism in Eukaryota, Fungi, Ascomycota, Dothideomycetes, Botryosphaeriales, Botryosphaeriaceae. The transcript is spliced from 4 exons. The coding region runs from base 1 to 1401 and encodes 466 amino acids.